ACACGAUUUAAAAUAUUUUUUUUGCGGUACAGGCCAGGUGUACCGUUUACUCUAGGUUAUGUGCCAUUAACUGAUUGUCCGUCAACUUCCACGGUUUCAAACAACAGUUUGAAUACCGAACACAAACGCAAUAACGAUGAUGGUUAUCAUCCGGUAACGCCAUAUCCAUCACUCUAUGCGCAUUGUCAAUUUACCAAGCAAUCAACACAGUAUAAAGGCAAAGAAAGUUCGUCUGAUAGUGAAUGUCUUGUGAACGUUGUAGAUGUGUACUUGGGUCCAGAUGGCAUACUGUGGAUUCUUGAUAUUGGCAUUGUCAAUACGUUACCGUCACCUGAUAGUGCUACCAAACCAACAAAAUAUAAUGACCCAAAGGUUUUGGGUAUUGAUGUAACCACUGGUAUUGUAAGUAUAACAUACAGUAAUAGGUGCAUUAUGUAUUGUAAAAAUAAUAAAUUCAAAAAUAUUACAGUUCACAAGAUAAUGCUCGGAACGCUAUUGAAACCCAUACCCAACGAUGAAGAUAAAUUAAAAUUAAUAGCUCGAUCGCUGUGUUCCAUCGUUGUAGAAUACGACGACAACAGUGACAAAGACACCGUGGCGGGCAAGUCUAGAACACAGAAAAGGACGAGAACAGGCGACAAUGGUAUGACGAAGAAAGUUAUGAGAGACAAACGGUCAACGCAGGAUAAAUGGGAGGACGGUAGCAACGGAAUCCAUGACGAUUGUAGAAACGAAUGCGACGUCUGUGAUAGUAGUGAUAACAGUAAAAUACGCAGUAAUAAUAAUGGCAACGGUAGUGGUAGAUGUAAUAGAAAGUGCAGCAGAUCUAGUGAAGAUGAUCCUCCAAUCGUCCGCAAUCGUCGACAUUCAAAUGACACGUCAAGUGCAAACAAACCAAAACCUGUGGCGGUGUACGUGGGCGACGCAUGCAUCCACGACCGGUUCAAAGGUCUGAUCGUGGUGUGGCUGGUGGACGAAUGCCGUGGGAUCCGCGUAAUCCUUCCGGCGUCCGUUUCGGCUACAGAGGACGAUGACAGCUGUGACGGCGAUCUGGACCCGAGUCGGAACACUCUGCACAUGGCGCUAUUGGACGACUUCGGUGGUCGGCAAAGGCAGCGACACUUAUACUUCACGUACGGCCGAAACCCGGACGCGUUCCGGAUCCCGGUGACUGCAUUUCGGGACCACGGCACGACUAGAAAAUCCGUCGAUUUGAAGUUGACCAGUUGCCCGUCGACCGGCAGCAACCAGUGCGUGAUGAACGUGGGCCGGAAACCGAUCAGUGGCGGCGGCAGCGUCGGUAGGCCCUUGGUUCCAGUCGAUUCGGCUUACGGUAUGCAGUGGUACUUCCGAGAUCCCGCGGCCAUUCGCCGGUCAGACUUGUACGUCUGGGACGCCCGCCGAAGGUUUCACUCAGAAUACUUCGACAUGAUCGUGCGUAGCCAUGUGACGAGGGUGGCGAGUGUCCAGCACAGUGGUCGUUCGUGCGUCACCAGUGUCCGCGGGUUGCCACCGGGCACGAGAUAUAGAAGAGACACCGGAUAUGGGAAGGAAAUGGGGCGCGGAAAGGACACGGAACAUGGAAAGGAAACGAGCCGUGGGAAGGAAAAAGGACAUGGGAAGAACAAGGGACACGGGAAAGGCACGGGACGCGGGAAGGACACGGGAUGUGGGACAGAUUAUGGCUGCAACGACGACGACGAUGAUCCAUGUGAAAGUUGUAACAGUGCCAGUGAUGCAUUGAUCAAAAACGGGACAGACGGUGGUCUUAGACGUCCCAGUGGUGGUCGACUGUCCCCGGGCUGCAUGGAAAUAACGUCCGUUGAUUACGCGAGCACCAAACCGACAAGUGCAGCCAAGGAUGGUUAUGUCCUGUGGGCAUUACACUCCAAUAUUCAGGAUUGGGUGCAUGGCCAGACUGGACGUUUUGGUAUGACCGCGUUGCUGUGUCCGAUCGUGUGCAAUACCGCGGGCGAUUAAUAUUAUAUUCCCUUACAUUUAGAAUUUAUAUUAUUAUUAUUGUUAUUAGUAUAAUUAUAAAACUAAAAAGAGCUAUUUAGUUUUUUUUAUAUUAUGUUAUUUAUUAUUUACUGCUAAUUAUGUGUGCAGUAGGAACUAAUGUCCGUAUGACUACAGUACGACACAUAGUAUUUACAUAGUAUUUACUAUAAAUGUAUACAUUUUAUAAAUGCAUUAUUUUAUUAUAUUUUACUUAUGUUCAGAAAAAGUGGGAAAGUUCAAGUUACAAGAAAUCAUAUUAGAAAAUAAUACUCCUUUCCCCCUUUUUUUUAAUCAAUUUUCUUUUGUCAAAUCUUCCUAGCGGUAUGUCUCGAAAUCUCUCUCGAUUUUAACGUCAAUUACAUAUCUAUAUCUUUCACCAUCAUUAUUACUAAAUGGGUUAAUUAUUUUUGAAAAACUAUUGUUUUUUAAAUGUGUAGGGUUAUGUAUAAGAACAGAUGAUUGUUAUAAA
Molecule: messenger RNA, 2470 nt
Organism: Acyrthosiphon pisum (pea aphid)
Lineage: Eukaryota; Metazoa; Arthropoda; Insecta; Hemiptera; Aphididae
Exons: 2
Cellular component (GO): extracellular region
Source: RefSeq, a predicted model, not a curated record